CGCACCUCCCACAAAUAUGCGAGCGACUCCUGGGCGACUGGUGUGAGUUUCCAAGUGGCUUUCGGCGUUUUGGAGUUCUGUGGUGUGCACGGCAAGCCGAGACUCAAGGAGGACGUACCACGGCAUCUUGGACCAACACGAGUCCUGACAGCUUGGAGCCCGGGAAGUGUGGGAUGGCUAUCACGUUUCCCCCCUCACCUCGGUUACGGUCCCGCAAGGCGCGUUCUCCGACUAUAUCAUCAUAGAUCCCUGCAUGGAAACGGGUGGUCGACUUCAAGAUGGGUGGCAUGUCAUGGCUCAAACAUGGCCUUUGUGUCCUCCUUGUCAGUGAGCAUACAGCAUUUGCCCUGGAUGCCCUGGACUUGAAAGCCAAGGCGAUCCCGAGGCAAUGGUGUACUCUUAGCCCGAUGCUUGCCUCCGUGUGGAUUGGUCCAAUCCUGACCAUGACUGUGAUCCAUGCCAGUGGAGCUUCGUUUCAAAUCAGUCCCAAUAACUCGGUAGCUCGUCGUUUACGCACUCGCUUCCAGAUGUGAGGCUGUCGCUCCCAA
This is a messenger RNA of Thermothielavioides terrestris NRRL 8126, 548 nucleotides long. RefSeq lists its product as uncharacterized. The transcript has a single exon. Bases 288 to 533 code for a protein of 81 amino acids. NCBI's taxonomy places the organism in Eukaryota, Fungi, Ascomycota, Sordariomycetes, Sordariales, Chaetomiaceae. The record is from RefSeq and is a predicted model, not a curated record.